This is a messenger RNA of Neltuma alba, 564 nucleotides long. Its product is annotated as isoflavone-7-O-methyltransferase 6-like. Lineage: Eukaryota; Viridiplantae; Streptophyta; Magnoliopsida; Fabales; Fabaceae. The coding region runs from base 1 to 564 and encodes 187 amino acids. The transcript is spliced from 2 exons. Gene Ontology annotation, molecular function: O-methyltransferase activity. The record is from RefSeq and is a predicted model, not a curated record.
AUGGGUAGUGAUACAAGAUUCAUGAAACUGGCACUGAUUAGAGACUUGGAAUCCGUUUUAGAUGGAUUAGGUUCCAUAGUUGAUGUUGGUGGUGGAAAUGGUGCCACGGCUAAGAUUAUCAGUGAAGCAUUCCCCAAGUUGAAAUGCACAGUGCUUGAUCUUCCUGAGGUUGUUGCAAACUUAUCUGGAAAUGCAAAUUUGAGUUUUGUUGGUGGGGACAUGCUCAAAUCCAUCCCUCAUGCUGAUGCAGUUUUGAUUAAGUGGGUUUUACUUGAUUGGGGUGAUGAUGAUUGCAUAAAGAUACUUAAAAAUGCCAAGAGAGCUAUUUCAGGCAAAGGAAAUGAAGGAAAAGUGAUCAUCAUAGACAUGGUGUUGGAUGAAAAGCAUGACCAGUAUGAAUGGCUAGAAACAAAGCUCCUAAUCAACAUAGCCUUGAUAGCUGACCUUAAUUCAAAAGCAAGAUCUGAGGAAGAAUGGAAGCAAGUCUUCUUGAAGGCAGGAUUUAAGGAUUACAAGAUAUUUCCUAUAUUUGGCCUUAGGUCUCUUAUUGUGCUUCAUCCCUAG